UUUUGAUUUCCUUCAAUGUCUGCCGUUUCCUUCUUUAAACUUGCAUUUCAGCCCGUUCAGCCCACCUAGACCCCGCUUAUCAUGCAGGUCUGUCUAAGCCAAUCGGGGCGUCUGUCAGCACUACUGUUCGGGAGGCCUACGUUCAGGUGCGCUUGUGGGGGAUUUGCUGAGCCUGAUAAUCCGGUUCCUUAAAUGAGACCUUACCCAUGCAGCAGAACCGCGAAGCUGCAGCGAGACACUCUACCGUUCACUCACCUUGCUAAGAUAUUAGGACUUACGACCACCAAUCCUCCUGCACGCUUACUAUAAAAGAUAUCAUACUCAUUAUCCUGCUCCGAUUCAGCUAUCAUUCUUCCAUGAUUACUUUCCAUCGCAAUCUGUUGUUCCUCCACUGAAUCCACUGUCAUGGCGGCCAACAAGGAGUUCAUCAAGCAGAAAAUACAGCAAGGGAACGAUGUCAAGAUACCGCCAAGGGAAAAUGUUCUAGCAGCGGCGGAUCACAUUCGAAAUCUCUUCGAGAAAAAGAAGUUCGCGUAUGGCGUCAUGGGAGGUCUCGAGAUGCUCUGCUUGGGCUAUCGCCGCGAUAUAUCGGAUCUCCACAUCGCUUAUGAUGAUAGGGACUUCAACAGGAUCAAGGCGAAGCUAGGGGCAGAUAAACGUGCUCAGUUACCCGAUGGAAUGAAUUCGCUAUUUCCCGCGAAGGUUCUUGUUCGAACGGGGCCAGCCUAUAAAGACGCAGAGUGCAUUAAUGCGGCAACUAUCGAAGUUAAUCUCAUACCACCGGGCUCCUACGGCACUCCAUCGAGUGGUAUGAUCAGCGCCAAUCUCGUGCUCUUGAGCUUGAAGGACGCAAAGUUGAAGACCUACAAAUGCCUAAACAUGCUACAUUUGGUCAAAACACUAGUUCACUUGUGUCGGGUCCGAGAUCUGGCCUGGGACCCGCGGAAAGAUAUACUUUUCCUUUGUCAACAUUACGGAGAAGAGGUGCAAUCCAUUCGCGCCCAGCUGAAUCAGAAAGAAGUGCAGGAGAAUUUCCUAGGAACACCUUUCGUUUCCCAACUCUCUUCUGAGGACCAGCGCAAAUGCUAUCAGAUACUCUUGGGUAAAGAUCCUCCCCCGGUAAUGGCGGUCAUUCCUCCACCUCCUUCUGAUGGCCAUAAGCACUCUCAUUCCGCUUCGGAGAUACCAAGACCUCGAAUGAAUUCACAAAACUCAUCGCCGGAGCUCCUGAGUCCACCUCUACCCGGCAAGCCGAAUUCUUCUCGACAGCAAGCUACAAAGACAAAAUCCCAGUCUAUAGACCUCACUGCGUCGCCUAAGCCACCACCAGCGCUGCCUGUAACAGGAAGAGACUCGCGCUCCAGAUAUCGUCCGAUUAGCGUCCCGAAUAGUCGGAACAACAGUCCCAAAAGUUCUCCCCUUGUUAACAGUUUACGACCUAAGUCAAUGGAUAUGCGACAUCUGCCUCAGCCCGGAUCAUCUCAAAACACUCAUCACAUGAGCGCACAGAACGUGGCGAACACAAAAGAGAAGUUUGUGUCGAAUCUUGCACCCACAUCCAUGGUUGAUUCAGUACGUAGGUCUAUGCCCGACCUGAACGUAGGUUUCUCAGAUCCAGUUGUACCCGUAGCAUCCUCUCAACCCUUUGUUGCAAAUGCGACCGGUACCAAUCAAUCGCCGCAGCAACUAUUCUCCACGUUACCAGUAGAGAUGUUGGCAACACCUGCAACAUACAAAUCAGGUCAGAAACACUUGAAGCCCCAACUUGGGUUAGGUGGAGACAAUUCACUCCCAAAUUUGCGAGCGGAAAAAAGAACUCUAACCACCGCGGACUCGAUAUUGCCUAAUGCGAGGGUUACAUAUCAAGGGCCCCAGAAGGCUAAGUUAGAGCCAUCUGGAACACCGAAGCCCCAGUCACAAGUGGGAAGCCUUCAUAUGGUCAACCCCAAGGAAGAAGCUGCACUUUUACAGCAAUACGUCCCCAAUCUUGAAGAAGUAGCAAGUAAACUACAUCUCGUUGGUUCCGAGGGUCUGUACGAAGCGCCGCUGAAAUCGACACUGCCUACAGAACCAAGUCUGCGGAAUGCGCCGCAGCAGGCAUCGCAUGUCUUUGAGCUUGACGCGACGCCUCCACAAAAAGGCACCGUUAUUGGGGAGCUAUCCGCCGAUAGUGACGCUGCAUUGCAGGAGAAUUCAAGUCUUCCUUCUGAGCAGAUGCAGCCCAAUAUAUACAACAGGCCGAUAACUGAUGAGUUGCUAUUCAGCCUCCCAGAUUCCCAUACAAGUACCGCAUCGAUUCCACACCAACAACGAUCCUAUAGACCGUCGAAUCCCCGCACCCAAUCCGCUCCAUUUACGGCACUCCCAACCAGCUUAAAGGUUGGCGGACUAGGUGCCCCACGCCCUCACUCCAGGACACCAAGUAACAGCAUUUCGUAUACACCUUCACAGACGGCGUCCUCGCAGCUUCCCGCGACGAAGACAAACGCGUCCCGGUACUCGCAAUACUACUCUCCACCAUCGUCAGAGCCCAAUAGCGAACACAGCUCGCCGCAGCCCAGCCCAGCCCUACCCUCCCUUUACAAAGCCUACAGUCCACCAUCCAUUCCUCUGCAAUCUCUAAAGGCGCAACAGGCACGGACUGAACAUCUUGAACGACAAGCUCGUUCGAGAAAUGUCGACACUGUUCAAGGUGUUGAUGGUGCACAAAGCUACUUCCGUAUGCAUAAGCGGGAUGCCUCACACGAUUCGCAAGCCUCGACCGCGUCGCAUGAUUCUAGCAAGUUGGCACGGGAGUAUCAAGUAGAGCUACCUGACUUUGAUCGUGGAUAUAAUUCGAGAGAUGAAGUGGUAGACGCGUAGGAACGUCGCGAUUAGACGGGAAGUAUAAAAUUUGCAUCGAGUUAUGAGAGAUGGGCGGUCACGGUAUUUACUAUAUUCAUGAACUCACGAAGCGUUUUCUUCUCAAUUCAUCCGACCCACACGACAAUUCCAUUCAGCAGUAGAACUUCGCUUUAGCGUAUAAAUCAAAGCGAAUAGAAAUCAUUUCCAGAUCUCAAUCAUAACCGCGCGUUGCCCUUCACCUCAACAUACUUCGCAACCCAGUCAAUCGCAGCCUCAUACCCAAACACCCCCAAUCCACAAAUCACCGCCUCCGCCUUGUCACUCAGAUAACUGUGAUGUCGAAACGCCUCCCGCUUAUGAAUGUUACUAAUAUGCACCUCGACAAACGGAAUGUCCACGCCCACCAGCGCGUCUCUCAGCGCUACGCUCGUGUGCGUUAGUGCUCCGGGGUUAAUCACUAUCGCGUCAACGUGCCCGCGCGCUUCGUGGAUGCGGUCGACUAGCAC
Molecule: messenger RNA, 3350 nt
Organism: Cucurbitaria berberidis CBS 394.84
Lineage: Eukaryota; Fungi; Ascomycota; Dothideomycetes; Pleosporales; Cucurbitariaceae
Exons: 3
Coding region: 406-2862 (818 amino acids)
Source: RefSeq, a predicted model, not a curated record